Messenger RNA from Cordyceps militaris CM01, 1605 nucleotides. RefSeq lists its product as uncharacterized. Bases 1 to 1605 code for a protein of 534 amino acids. The transcript is spliced from 9 exons. NCBI's taxonomy places the organism in Eukaryota, Fungi, Ascomycota, Sordariomycetes, Hypocreales, Cordycipitaceae. The record is from RefSeq and is a predicted model, not a curated record.
AUGACUACUACAGGAAACAAUAAAAACAACAGCCUCUUCGCCUGUGGCUCGUCUAUCCGUCCGACUGUUUCUAGUAUCCGCCAGCCGAAGCUUGAUCACGCCUCUCUUUCCCGACUUAUCCAUGUCUGCACCUAUCCCAUCAUCGUCCCCGCGCCUCCACUCGCGCCCACGCCGCCGGCCAUCUCGCAUUGUCGACCGAUUUUGUCAUUGGACUGUAUCACCUUCAUCCACCUCGAUUCGUCUGUCUUCAUCGCCGCCUUUACCACGCUUUCUCUCCACACCCUCUUCACGCCCUUCCACGCGUCUAAUUCUUACGCCCCUCUGGUCCAUUUCCGCUUUCGUCUUGAGCUGGCCGCCACAUCCAGCUUGCUCGCUCACUCAACCGCCCUGUGCAUUGGCACGGCCAAACCAAACAAAUCAAAGUUGAUACUGAUUGCUCACACGACUUUCUUUCUGCCUCUCAAGCCACAACUCCGCAUCCGCCGGCCCUCCAACCUUCGCAUCAACAUUCGCACCAACCUCCACCUCCCGUUCACCAUAGCCAACAACAUCCCCUACCGCCGCAACCUGCGCCUUCUCAUCAUCAGCAUCAGCCUCAGCACCAUCAUCGAGACUCCUGGGCACGAGUCCAUGCGAAAUUGGCUUCUAGCUCGAACCGAAGAAGAGAAGACGAGACAGGAGGAGGAGAAAACGAGACAGGAGGGACUUCGUUUGGAACAACGCAAGAUUGAGAUGGACAUGCUACGCUCUUCUCUCAGCGGGGGUAUCCCCCCUCCCAUGAUCCCUCUCGUCUUUACUGGUAUGGCCAGUGGCGGUAUCCUACCGCAGACUGCCUUGGACUGGGCUCACCAGUUCAUGGUUUCGCAACAACAGCAGUAUCCACAGCUACCUCCUCCCCCGCCUCGGCCCCUGUCGCCCGAAUCUCAACGUGAAGCUGCCGCCCAACCGCCUGCUCAAUACCAUCCGCCGCCCAACCUCCCACCACCACAUGGGGGCGCAUAUGCUGCCUAUGCAACCUCACCAACAAGGGCACGAGGGCAGACUGUCUCUACAGUGGCUCGGCCGGCCGCCGGUUCCAACAUUUCGUCAGCCGGAUCAAAUACGCCUCAAUCGGGAGGUCUCCAGCCAAGCACCUCGACACUAGGCCCAUUUCAACCUCAACAGUCGAGCGGAGGGCAACCAACUCAGCAUGACUCUACUCUCUACUUUCAUCAUUGGCUACCACCGGCAACACAGUCGGGUCAAUCUUCUGGGGCAUCAAACAGACCCAGCAGCCCAGCAGGCGAGUCACAGAAAAAGCGCAAAGCCGCGGCAGACCCGUCCCACCACAGCCGUACCAGCAGAGCCCCGGGCCGCAAGUCCCACAAGCGGCACAAAAGCGAUGUUUCCUGGCAUCACGCCCCCCGGCAUGCCAUAGGUGCAAGCCACGACUCGAGGCAUCGGGCUCGAACGCCGGCGCAGGAUAACUCUUCGACCUCGUCUAAGGACCGAGAGGUGGCCGAAGGUAAGACGUACGCACGUCCCCGCCAAGAAGAUGAGGGACAGAACCGAGACCGCGAACGAGAACGAGAAGCUUCCGCCGCCCCUGGCGAAAGGGCCGCGUAG